Dovyalis caffra is the source of this 579-nucleotide messenger RNA. Lineage: Eukaryota; Viridiplantae; Streptophyta; Magnoliopsida; Malpighiales; Salicaceae. The record is from the annotation of a GenBank genome assembly.
AUGCCUUCCAUCACUCCCUUCAGCAUUUUCAUGGAGAAAAAGAAACCUCAAGGUGGCGGCAGUGGUGCUGAUGAUUUAACCCUAGUAAAAGCAGCUGCAUGGGCAUGGUACCAGCAUGGUUCAGGAUCUGAAGGAAAGACUAUGUGUGAAUCUGAUGUUACAAGAACCCGUCGAGCUCCAGGACCGUCAAGAUACAAGCUAGAAGCUAUGGGAUUAAUGAAGGAGAAUACCAUGGAAUUAGGGUCAGAAACACCUAGUCCAAUCCGCACAGAUAAAUCUCUUCUUGACGACUAUGAAGUAGAGAGCAUUUCAAAGCAUUUUGACUAUCUUAUAGAGUCGAGCAGCAAGAGAUUUUAUGGCUUCGAGAUAGAUAAUCUUGAUCACGACCAAAGAAGUAUGUCGUCAAUGGAUAGUGAUCAAACUAGUGGAAUGAAGCAGAAGAAGGACAAGAAGAAGAAAAUUUUUUUACGAGGGUUUUGGCCGAGACAUUCGGUUGUUUGUGCCACAAGGGAAGAUGUAGACACAAGAGCUUUAGUGCGUUGCGGCAGCGGCAACAGCCGGAAAGGCAGAUUCCGGUAG